CAGAGCACAACAGCCAUAGCUCUCUUGCCUUGUCAUCUUCCUCCCUCUCGCGGAAUCGCAUCUACUGUCCGACGCUGGAACAUCAUCGACACUCGUGAAAGGUCUCAAUUUUGCUCGGUUUAUUAAAGACCAACCGGUGCGUCGUGUUCUUCUCCUAAUCUUCCUCAACCCACAUCUACCGGUCUCUCUUUCUCUCUCUAUAGAGUCUUUCAAUUUGGUGCCUUCUAUCGUGUUGUCGGAGUUCUUGUCGAAUCCUCCUGCUAUCUCUGAUCGGAGCCCAGAAUGAGCUGGUGGUGGGCCGGAGCUAUCGGCGCUGCAAAGAAGAAGUUCGAGGAGGAUGAUGCUCCGAAGAGCUUCCAGAGCGUGGGGCUGGUGGUGGGCGUGACGGGGAUAGUCGGGAACAGCCUCGCGGAGAUCCUCCCGCUCGCGGACACCCCCGGCGGCCCGUGGAAGGUCUAUGGCGUGGCCCGCAGACCCCGCCCCAGCUGGAACGCUGACCACCCGGUCGAGUACAUCCAGUGCGACAUCUCCGAUCCCCAGGAUGCUGAGUCGAAGCUCUCCGUCCUCACCGACGUGACCCACAUCUUCUAUGUCACGUGGACCAACCUGAUUGCUGAGGUCGAGAACUGCGAGGUGAACGGGAGGAUGCUGAGGAAUGUGCUGAGGGCUGUGCUUCCAAACGCGCCGAACCUCUGUCAUGUGUGCCUCCAGACGGGGCAGAAGCACUAUAUUGGCAACUUUGAAGACAUGGCCACGGGCAAAGUGCGUCCCCACGAACCACCUUACACGGAGGACCUGCCCAGGCUGGACUGCCCGAACUUCUACUAUACCCUUGAGGACAUCCUUUAUGAGGAGGUUGCGAAGAAGGAUGGGGUCUCGUGGUCGGUCCACCGCCCGCCUGUGAUCUUCGGGUUCUCACCCUACAGCCUCAUGAACAUGGUCGGAUCCCUUUGCGUGUACGCUGCAAUCUGCAAGCACGAGGGUACCCCAUUGAAAUUCCCAGGGACUAAGGAGACGUGGGAAUGCUACUGUAUAGCUGGGGAUGCGGACCUCAUCGCCGAGCAGCAGAUUUGGGCUGCAGUGGACCCAUAUGCGCGGAACGAGGCCUUCAACUGCAGCAAUGGCGACGUGUUCAGGUGGAAGCACUUCUGGAAGGUCCUGGCGGAGCAGUUUGGGAUUGAGGAGUACGGGUUCUACAAGAAGGAAGGGAAGCUGGGACUCGAGGAGGCGAUGAAAGGGAAGGAAAAGGUGUGGGAGGAGAUCGUAAGGGAGAACCAGCUGCAGCCCACGAAGCUGGAGGAGGUGGGGAUCUGGUGGUUCGUGGAUUUGGUGUUGAGCGGGGACGCGGGGCUGGACAGCAUGAACAAGAGCAAGGAGCACGGGUUCUUGGGGUUCCGGAACUCGAGGAACUCCUUCAUUUACUGGAUCGAUAAGGUGAAGGGCUACAAGAUUGUGCCUGGAGCUUAGGUUGUGUCGAGGAAGGCUCCGAGAGUGAGAUGGAAUGAUGGUAGAUCAAAUUGUUAUGAUCUGUUGUAAUAAUGAAUAAACAUCACAUUCCCUAUUUACCAUUAGAGUUGGAUUGGCCAUUGUAUUCUGUUUUCUUCAAACGUUCAUAUGGGAUUCCUGAUUGUGCUUUCUUUGUGGAGAGAGAGCUCUUUUUGGAUCUUU
Punica granatum (pomegranate) is the source of this 1668-nucleotide messenger RNA. The record is from RefSeq and is a predicted model, not a curated record. Lineage: Eukaryota; Viridiplantae; Streptophyta; Magnoliopsida; Myrtales; Lythraceae.